Molecule: messenger RNA, 935 nt
Organism: Rattus norvegicus (Norway rat)
Lineage: Eukaryota; Metazoa; Chordata; Mammalia; Rodentia; Muridae
Gene: Gzmc
Product: granzyme C
Exons: 5
Coding region: 74-820 (248 amino acids)
Biological process (GO): proteolysis
Molecular function (GO): hydrolase activity; serine-type endopeptidase activity; peptidase activity
Source: RefSeq, marked validated
ACACAUCGUUCAUCUCCAUCCAAGGGCUGUGUCUGCUCUGCCCUCCUCCAAUCUGAACAGCCUUGCUGGGAAGAUGCCACCAGUCCUGAUACUCCUGACCCUACUUCUGCCUCUUGGAGCCAGAGCAGAGGAGAUCAUCGGAGGCAAUGAGGUCAGUCCGCAUUCCCGCCCCUACAUGGCAUAUUUUGAGUUUCUCAAUGAUAACGGGAAGAAGACGUUCUGCGGAGGCUUCCUGGUGAGAGACAACUUCGUGCUGACGGCUGCUCACUGCAGAGGAAGAUCAAUGACAGUCACACUGGGGGCCCACAACAUCAAGGCUAAAGAGAAGACACAGCAGAUUAUCCCUGUGGCAAACGCCACUCCCCACCCUGCCUAUAAUCCUGAUAAACGUUCCAAUGACAUCAUGCUAUUAAAGCUGGUGAGAAGUGCCAAGAGGACUAGCGCUGUGAGGCCUCUCAACCUGCCCAGGCGCAAUGCCCAUGUGAAGCCAGGAGAUGUGUGCUACAUGGCUGGCUGGGGAAAGAUAACCCCACAGGGGGAAUUCCCCAACACACUGCGGGAGGUUGAGCUGACAGUACAGAAGGAUCGGGUCUGUGAGUCCCAGUUCCAACGUUCUUACAUCAAAGCGAGUGAGAUAUGUGUGGGAGACUCAAAGACCAAGGGAGCUUCCUUUGAGGAAGAUUCUGGAGGGCCUCUUGUGUGUAAAAAGGCAGCUGCAGGCAUUGUCUCCUACGGGAAAACUGAUGGAUCAGCUCCACAGGUCUUCACGAGAGUUUUAAGCUUUUUAUCCUGGAUAAAGAAAACUAUGAAAAACAGCUAAAUACAAGAAGCAGCAUGGAUCAUUUCCUGACUAACCAUCUUCCCUAUAGCUGAGUCCAGGAGUGCUCUAGGACAGAUGGCAGCAACUGAAUAAAGCACUUUUUUCUGACUGGAAA